UCUGUGCAGACUCAUCGUUUGGGAAACCACCGUCCAGUAUAAAACCCACAGCCAGAAGGGUUUCGCUUUUUCAGUAAUAGCAGAGUAAUACUUUACAGCUUGUUGUUGGAUCAGCGGGUUGCGUAACGGUGAUGCGUAAAAUCCAAAAGAGAUAAAGCUUAACCACGCGUAUAUAUAGUAGUAGUUAUUUUUUUCUAAGGGAAAACUUUUGGUUGGAGGUUGUUUUGAACAAGCAGAACUUUAAAGUGGUCUUGAACUCGGCUGGACAUGGCAGAGGGAGACUUCUACACGAUGGGGAACCGGCAGAGGUUUCCCAGGGAUCCGUUUGGAGAGUCACCGUUCAGAGAUCAGUCUCCGUUCAGGGACCAGCUCGCGUCUCGGUUUAUGGACGAUGACUUUGGGAUGUCCCCUUUCCCCGACGACCUGUCAAUGGACUGGCCGGGCUGGGCUCGGCCGGGCCGCCUCAGCACGCGCCUCAGCCCCUCGCCCUUCGGCAGCAGUUUACGCACAGGUUUCCCCCCGCGCCAGUCCGCGGGAGGCCCCACGCUGUACACGAGCAGGUACGGGGAGCCCUCCUCGCGGAGCUCGCCCACCACCACCGGGGGGGAGCCCUGGAAAGUUUGCGUGAACGUCCACAGCUUCAAACCGGAGGAGUUAAACGUGAAAACGAGAGACGGAUUUGUAGAAGUGUCAGGAAAACAUGAAGAGAAGCAGGAAGAAGGCGGCAUAGUGACAAAGAAUUUCACAAAGAAGAUACAGAUCCCGAUAGAUGUGGACCCUCUGACCGUUUUCGCCUCCUUGUCCCCCGAGGGCGUCCUCAUCAUCGAAGCUCGGCAGACGCCUCCCUAUUACCUCUUCAGCAACGAGGGCUCACAGGGUGGAGACGCACAGGAGGUGGAGCCCCUCAAGCCCCAAGAGGCCCCUAUGGUCUAACCCCCACUCCCCCAUGUCCUCACUAACAUAACAAAUCAUCCUGCACAGUUAAUUACAAGUUUGAUAAUGACAUGUGUGGCCUUCAGCUUUAUGUUGUUAGACACCUGGAUUGAAAAUGUGUAAAAUAUGUCAGGGGAAGUGUUUGACGUCCUGAUAGAGUGCUGCAGGGAUGAUGUUUAUUUAUAGGCUAACCUAGAAGUUAGCAUCGCCCUGGUUCCCUCAACAAAGAGCCAAUGUGACUUUUUCAUUGGAUUUUAGAUUAUUGCAGGAAAUAAGCUCAGUGGCAAACAAAAGUUUAUGAUACUUGCACAUUUUGUUUAGCAAAAUAAGCACUCUCCAGAGAAAAUAUGCAGUCUCCAGUCUCACAAAGCUAACUAUACCACAGUCGCCAGGGCCACACCGUCAGGAGAGACAAACCACACGUAUGUUUGGGGCUCCCCUAAAAAGUUGGGAAAGGGCCCCUGAUGGCCACCGAUACUCGUACAUUUUCCAAUGACAACUACAAACCCAGCUGCGCCCCAGUGGUGCAGUGGUUAGCAUUGUCACCUCACAGCAAGAGGGCUCCUUGUUGGUUCGAACACCUUGAGUUUGCAUGUUCUCCCCGUGUCAGCGUGGGUUUCCUCCAGGUACUCCGGCUUCCUCCCACAGUCCAAAGACAUGCAGGUUAACUGGUGACUCUAAAUUGUCCGUAGGUGUGAAUGUGAGUGUGAAUGGUUGUCUGUGUGUUGUCUGUGUGUCGCAAGUGACACAGAGAGCACUGUGUCACUUGCGAUAGUCUGGUGACCUGUCCAGGGUGAACCCUGCCUCUCGCCCAAUGAUUGAUGAUAAUGAUUACGUCUUUUGGGAAAUUAACCAAAUGCAUUUUUGGACUGAAUGCAUUUAAUGGGGGUUUUGAGGCCUCGAUGGACAUCUUUGUCCAUGAUUGCUACUGACGGUCGUACAACUUUAAUGUCGCCACUACAAUAAGCCGUGUUCAGCAGGAUGAUAUUCUGUAGUAAGUCUCUUUUAGCCACUUAUUAGCGACUGCCUUUUUUGAGACAAUACAAACGCUUUGAAAUUAACAAGUGGGGCAUUUACAUGUAACUGAAAACCCCAUUUUAAAAAAAUCAACUUUGAGAAGAGGGAACUGGAAGUGGAAAAAAUGCUGACUCAUUUCUGGGUUUUAGGAUUCGUUCCUGCUGCACUCUACGAAAGCUGCACAAGAAAAGUUUUAUUGUAUGCAAAAGAGCCUCCUCACCAAGGACUUAGCCAUAGAGUCAACAUCAAAUCAAAUAUGCAAUAAAUGAAAACUACAACUGCCUACAUACAUGCCAUUAUACAUGCAGCACAACAUAAAUGACUGACACGUUAACACUCAUCACUCAUGUUGCACUCUAGUUUUCCUUUUUUUAAAGUAAUGAAAUACAGAGGCAGGAUGUUGAUUUUACCCACAGCAGUUUAGCAAUGGGUUCUGCUGAGGUACGGCAACACCACUCGGACAAACCACAUACAGAACUGCAGUACACCAUAAAACUAGAACAGAUAGUGACAACAAUGGUAAUUUGUUUAGCUUGUUUAUAAUCAUGAUGACAUUUGCUAGUGCUUAUUUCACAGUGCAGUUGCGUGUCAUAGCAUAGCAUUUUUUUAAAUUAAUCAGUAUAUUUGGGGGGACAUUUUGAGCAUGUUUGAAUAUAUAUAUAUAUAACAGAGGUGUUAUAGAGUUGCCCUGUUGCCCAUAUGAAAUUCAGGUAUAUCACUUCUGCUUCAUGUUAAAUGUAACCCUAAUACACAAAGGUCCAGAAGAACUUGAAACUUAAAAUGUUUUUUUCACUUCCCAUGAUGCAUUUUAUUAAAACGUUAAUACAGACCAGCUGGUUUGAUAAUAAGAUGCCUCAUCAUUUCUGGUAGCUCCAGUUUGUGCCUCUCAUCUAUAACCAUCACAGGUUUAUCUUCACAAGUGCAGAGAGUAUUUUUAAAUGUCUGUUUUUUUUAUUUUAAAGAUCACAAAUGUUCAAACAGGAGCGCUCCAUGUGUUAACUUGUCUUGUGCAGCUUUUAUAUUAUGUGUGGGUGUAUUGUGAGGUUAUGCAAGAGCUGUUGGGCCACUGAUACAUUAUGAUUUAUAGCAAUAUCCAGUACGUUAAUAUGACACUGUAUGUGAAUCAAAUUUCUAUUUGUAUUUAUAUUAACAUGCAAUUAAUGUAGUGGAACAGACGCAUCAUCAAAUGUAUUGUAUGUCAUUUCUUUGGUUUUAAAAAAAAUGACAAAUGUGCCUUCAUUCACUUGAGUGCCUUCAGUCCUCCGGUUUAUCUUUUUUUUUUGAGUUAAUGAAUGUCACUUAAACUGACAAGAGACGAAAGUACGUUACAUUAGAGGGUGAAUUGUGUGCAUUAAUACUGUACUCUACCUAAGUGUAUUGUAAAUAUACUUCAAUAUGUGCCAAUUCAUUAUAAAUAAUAAUCUGAAGUGUUCCAGGUUUUUGCAAUGUGGUUUGCAUUUUUUCUUUUCUAUUUGAGCAUUCAGGAAGAUGGCUGCAUGAUUGUUGGAGCGGACGGACUCACUUGUUUGCCAAAGACGUUUGUUUCCUGCCUUCUUUUCUGUCGACGUCUUUGUAUUGGCUGACGCAAUAAAAAUGUCCAGCCAAUC
Molecule: messenger RNA, 3557 nt
Organism: Epinephelus moara (kelp grouper)
Lineage: Eukaryota; Metazoa; Chordata; Actinopteri; Perciformes; Serranidae
Gene: hspb8
Product: heat shock protein b8
Exons: 3
Coding region: 268-933 (221 amino acids)
Biological process (GO): cellular response to unfolded protein
Cellular component (GO): protein folding chaperone complex; nucleus; cytoplasm
Molecular function (GO): protein homodimerization activity
Source: RefSeq, a predicted model, not a curated record